Malassezia pachydermatis is the source of this 465-nucleotide messenger RNA. RefSeq lists its product as hypothetical. The coding region runs from base 1 to 465 and encodes 154 amino acids. The transcript has a single exon. The record is from RefSeq and is a predicted model, not a curated record. NCBI's taxonomy places the organism in Eukaryota, Fungi, Basidiomycota, Malasseziomycetes, Malasseziales, Malasseziaceae.
AUGCCGCGCGAACCCAAACCACGUGAGCGCCCUUCCCCUCAUAAAAAGGCAGAAGAGCCUAAGAAGAAAAAGAAGUUUGCAGAGACGCAGGGUUUAGGCCAUAUUCUCGCGCUCUCUGAGCAAGCUGUUCAGAAAAAAAAUGCUCAUUUCCAAAAGCUUUUGGACAAGGAGCAUGCUUCACGCGCCUCUGCCGCUGCAGCUAGAAAAGAGCGGACGCUAAAGAAGGAAGCGGCGAAAAAUGACAGUGAUCUUCCUACACGCCAAAGUAUGAUGGCAUUACUGCGCGAGCGUCGUCGCGAGCGUUCGCGAGAGCGUAAGAAAAAACGCAAGCAACUUCCCGACGAUGCUGAGGAGGAUGCUGUUCCGCAUGCACCCACAGCGCCUCGCUCUUCUAAGGCACAAGGAUCGAUCCUCAAGAAGGAUACAGCAAAAGCACCGACCAAGAAGCGUGUGUCGUUCGGCUAA